AUUAAAAAAUGCCGAAUAAACCAUCAGCCCGACCCGCACCCGAUCCGAAUGAUCCACGGGUCGGCCACCCGUAUCAGCCGCCCUCGCCCUAUGCUCCUCCGAUCGCCCACACACACUCCCACAGCGGCUCCUUCGGGUGGGGCUCGCCGCCUCAAGGCUACGGGUACUAUCAGCCUCCACCGCCGCCACCGCCGGAGACGGCGAACGUGUACAGCUCGUUUCCGGCGGGCACCCACCCCGAUGUGAUCCGGAGCUUCCAGAUGGUGGAUAGGAACCAGAACGGUUACAUUGAGGAGAAGGAGCUUCAGGAAGCGCUCGCUUGGAAUUACCAGAGUUUCAGCCUUAGAACUCUGCGUUUGCUCAUUUUUCUCUUCAGAGAUCCCCGAGAAUCUUCGUCUAUAAUUGGACCGAAAGAGUUUGAAGCUAUUUGGAGGUGCCUUGGGCAAUGGCGGGCAAUUUUUGAAAGAUUUGAUCGAGAUAGGAGUGGGAAAAUCGAUCCUAUGGAAUUGAGGGACGCCCUACAUAGUCUUGGAUAUGCAGUGCCACCUUCUGUUCUGCAAGUCCUGAUUUCCCGAUACGAUAAUGGCAGCAGGCUCCCGGCAGAGCUAAGUUUCGACAGCUUUAUCGAAUGUGGGAUGAUUGUAAAGGGUUUGACGGAGAAAUUCAAGGAGAAAGACAAGCAUUACACGGGAUCAGCGAUGCUAACGUACGAGACAUUCAUGUGCAUGAUCAUCCCUUUCCUCGUCGCAGAUUAGUAUCUCCAUCUUUCCACUAUAUAUUCUCUUGAUUUUGUUUUGCUUAGUUUUUUCUAGAGCUUUGUACAUGGUAUAACAAGGAGCAAAGCUAAUGGAUUAUUUUUCUUGGUGUGUUUGGAACAGAAAUGUGUUUACUUGCAUAUUUUCUUCACAUUGCAAAACA
Salvia splendens (bonfire salvia) is the source of this 918-nucleotide messenger RNA. RefSeq names its product probable calcium-binding protein CML48. The record is from RefSeq and is a predicted model, not a curated record. Gene Ontology annotation, molecular function: calcium ion binding. Bases 9 to 755 code for a protein of 248 amino acids. Lineage: Eukaryota; Viridiplantae; Streptophyta; Magnoliopsida; Lamiales; Lamiaceae. The transcript is spliced from 5 exons.